UCUCGCGCAUGGUGGUUGUAAUAUCUACCACAUAACAGCUUUCCUGAAUUAUUAUAAUAAAUACAAAAAAAGCUAUCGCCCUCAUCAAUUUGUAAUCACUGUAUCAGUCUUGAUUAAUGAGUCAGAAGACAGAGAAACCGACACUUUCGGGGCAGAGAAUCAAGACCCGUAAAAGGGACGAGAAAGAAAAGUAUGACCCUGCGAGCUUCAGAGACGCAAUUUUACAAGGCCUAAAUGAAACAGGGACAGAUCUGGAACAGGUAUCUAAAUUUUUAGAUUCUGCGGGGUCAAAAUUAGAUUACAGGCGUUACGGAGAGGUUCUAUUUGAUAUUUUAAUUGCUGGGGGCAUUCUAGCUCCAGGUGGCACGCUCGCGCCCGAUCUUGACCCCUUGAAAACCUGUAGGGCUGAUGUCUGUGUUUUUUCUGCUGAAAAUGAUUUAGGAACACUAAAAAAUCAUGCACAAGUGAUUACGAAGUUGAUCCGGAGAUACAAGUAUUUGGAAAAAACUCUAGAUGAUGAAUUCAAAAAGAUUUUCAUGUUUCUUAAGGGAUUCACCCCUGAACAAAGGUCAAAACUCGGAAAAGUUACAGCUAUUUUACUCUCCGGAGGUCAGCUAGGUCCAACUGUUCUUUCCAAAACACUUCAAGAUCACUUAGUUAAAGAUGGCAUUGCUCUGGAAUUUAUCAUUGAAAUUUUUAAAGUUUGGCUAGAUGAAAAAGACAGCAAUGCUGUGUGGGCUGCUCUUCGUAAAGCUGGAUUAGAUUCUCGGCUUUUAGAAUUUCUUCCAACAAGCAAAAGAUCAAUCGAAUAUUUAAGUUCCAUCUUCAAAUCCCAUGGUUUAACCCAAUUAGCUGAGUAUUUAAAAGCUCAAGAAAAUAAAAGUGUAAAAAAAGAACUCCAUCAACAAGUUGCAGAAUUAUUGACCAGCAACGUUCCUCUGGAUGAAAUCAUAUCAGUUGUGAAAGAGCAAAUGAAAAAGAAUUCAAUACCUGAACAAGAAAUUGCCGUCUUGCUCUGGACGUCAUUGAUGACCAUUGUGGAUUGGAACAAACGCCAAGAACUUGUUCUUGACCAAGCUGUAAAGCAUUUAAGAAAAUACACUCAACUUCUCUCAGCUUUUACUUCCAGUACAAAAGCUGAAAUUGCGCUACUUGUGAAGGUUCAGGAAUAUUGCUACGAUAACAUGGCAUUUAUGAAAGUAUUUGAAAAAAUUCUUGUACUUUUUUACCGAGCCGAUGUAUUGAGUGAAGACGCAAUCCUCAAGUGGUACAAAGAAGCUCAUUCACCAAAAGGGAAAAGCAUAUUUUUGGACCAAACUAGGAAAUUUGUUGAGUGGUUGCAGAAUGCUGAAGAAGAGUCUGAAGAGGAAGAGGAAGAUUAAGAAAGCAAGUUUCUAACUAUCAAAAGAGGAAAAAAAAAAUCUGAUCAACAUUUCAUUUCUAAAACCAAACACUUAUAUACCCGUAAUGGUGCUGCUCCUUUUUUAUUGAAGGUUUUAGCCUUUUAUGAAAACUGAGAUGCACAUGUAGAGUUAUUUUUAUAUGGCAACAAAAUAGUAUUAUGUAAAAUGUUCUGUAAUCAAUAUUAUCUGUAUAAUCAUGGGUUUGGAAUUAUGAUUAGGUUGCAAAAAGUUUUAAUACUUUGGGAAGUAUAUGCAUGGAAAUAUUUAAUUAGAAAUUCUUUUUGUAUUUUACUUAAAUGUUCGUGACAAAACAUUGUUCUUUUUUAUUGAUUUAUAUACGUAUGUGUUUUAUUUAGAAUGUAUCACUGAAAAGUGCUUCAAGGAUGUCCUUUUGUUUCUUCAUAUUACCUUAUUCUUAUGUGUUGUUAACUACUUUGGUAAAAUAAAAUAAUUUAAUUUGAA
Uloborus diversus is the source of this 1865-nucleotide messenger RNA. Its product is annotated as eIF5-mimic protein 2-like. Lineage: Eukaryota; Metazoa; Arthropoda; Arachnida; Araneae; Uloboridae. The transcript has a single exon. Bases 117 to 1382 code for a protein of 421 amino acids. Gene Ontology annotation, cellular component: membrane; cytoplasm. Gene Ontology annotation, molecular function: protein binding. The record is from RefSeq and is a predicted model, not a curated record.